This is a messenger RNA of Choloepus didactylus (southern two-toed sloth), 1722 nucleotides long. RefSeq names its product LSM1 homolog, mRNA degradation associated (gene LSM1). NCBI's taxonomy places the organism in Eukaryota, Metazoa, Chordata, Mammalia, Pilosa, Megalonychidae. The transcript is spliced from 4 exons. Gene Ontology annotation, molecular function: RNA cap binding. The record is from RefSeq and is a predicted model, not a curated record. Bases 139 to 540 code for a protein of 133 amino acids. Gene Ontology annotation, cellular component: P-body; Lsm1-7-Pat1 complex. Gene Ontology annotation, biological process: deadenylation-dependent decapping of nuclear-transcribed mRNA.
CGACGGCCCCGGCCUCUAGAGAGCCGGGGCACUAGUGGUGAUCUCCGUUCGGGUUCCCGUCCCGGUCCCGCCGAGGCGGCGACUGCGGUGGAAGGAACGAGGUGGUAGACGCGCCCGCAACAUUAUCUCAACUCAAAAAUGAAUUAUAUGCCCGGCACCGCCAGCCUCAUCGAGGACAUCGACAAAAAGCACUUGGUCCUGCUUCGAGAUGGAAGAACACUUAUAGGCUUUUUAAGAAGCAUUGAUCAAUUUGCUAACUUAGUGCUACAUCAGACUGUGGAGCGUAUUCAUGUGGGCAAAAAAUACGGUGAUAUUCCUCGAGGGAUUUUUGUGGUCAGAGGAGAAAAUGUGGUCCUACUAGGAGAAAUAGACUUGGAAAAGGAAAGUGACACACCCCUCCAGCAAGUGUCUAUCGAGGAAAUCCUAGAAGAGCAAAGGGUGGAACAGCAGACCAAACUGGAAGCGGAGAAGCUGAAAGUCCAGGCUCUCAAGGAUAGAGGUCUCUCUGUUCCUCGAGCUGAUACUCUGGAUGAGUAUUGAGUCUUUUGCUCCUGGCACUUGUUCUUGGGGAGCAGAGGCUGUCACGGAAAUGAAAGUGGCAUCCUAGUAACCUCACACCUAUUUCACCAGGGACUGUGGAGUUUUGAAAAGUCAUUUAUAUUUUGAAUUCUUUCACAUAUGCAAUAUGAAGAAAUCAUGUGGCUUUUUUUUUUUUUAAUAACAAAUCAUUGUUUGAAGUAGCAUGGACUCCUUUCUCACUGUGGAGCCAGCAACUACUUCUUUAUAUUGCUUAUCCUCCUUUGUAGGGGGUAUUUUUCAUUUACCUGUAAAUAAAAUAUAAAUCUCAAAACUGUCAUGUGCUUCCCCAAAUUGGAGUUGCCUACCAGUGAAUAGAUAAAAUGACGGGUCUCCUCUCAUAGGUAUAAACAGUCUACACACUGGGAUUUCCUCCUCCUGUCACAAUUCUAAGUUGCUAGUUACUUAUGAAGGAUUAUUUUUACACUAAAUAUCCUGAAGGUCUUCUUCCUCCCCAUCCCCUUUUCAUGUUUGUAUCUGAUAAGAAAUGCAAAUUUUCAGGCUUGAAGGAGCUUUCAGGUAAGUUUUUCAAUAAUGGAUUAUAACAGAAUCCUAAUGUAUCUCUUUCACCAACAGCUAUUCCAAACUAAGUUCUCAUGACACCCAACAUUCUCCUAGGGUGGCUUUUUCUCUAAAUCUAAUGUUAAUUUAGUCAGAUUUUCUAGCCCUUUGGGUUGAGAUGAGCCUCUUGUGCUGUGAUUACUAAAAAGGAACACACAUAAAAUGGUGCUUUGAUGACUGAUACAUCCAAGUUAAUCUGGUUAUUGGCUGACAAUCUGUAAGAAAGACUUUUUGACUUAAUUGUUGAACAGCUACAGUUGUAUAGUGAGUAUGACAGACUGUACUUUAAGCAAGUAGUGUGGUUUAAAGGACAAUAGGCUGAACUAGGAGUUUAGGAGACAGGAUAAAAUUCUCACUUUUUUCUGUUAAGUAUAUUGGGCUUGAACAAGUAAGUCACCCUUAUUCUCAGUUUUUUUCAACUGUAGAAUUAUUGCCAGAUAUUUCUUUACAGACUGAUAAACUUUGGCAUUUGGUUUUUUUAUUUACAUCCAGUUCCUAUUUGUGAAUUAUUCUAUAGUAUUAAAGACACUAAACAUUUUAUGAGCUCAGGUGUUUUGUUGUCGUUGUUUAUAUAUUUGUUUUGUU